Tetrapisispora phaffii CBS 4417 is the source of this 1305-nucleotide messenger RNA. RefSeq lists its product as uncharacterized. The record is from RefSeq and is a predicted model, not a curated record. The transcript has a single exon. The coding region runs from base 1 to 1305 and encodes 434 amino acids. Gene Ontology annotation, cellular component: plasma membrane. Lineage: Eukaryota; Fungi; Ascomycota; Saccharomycetes; Saccharomycetales; Saccharomycetaceae.
AUGAUAUUACAAAGGAAUAGACUAUAUUCGAAAGAACUGAUUUUACUGCUGUUGGUAGUCAAUAUUGAUAGCAUUUUCAAGUUUGUUAAUGCUGAUACACAAACAUAUAUAAAUUGUUUUGCUUCAUUGCCUUCAAGUUUUGUGUUGAACAAUGAAUAUCAAUAUCAAUCAUCAGCAUAUUGUAAUGCAGCUUGCAGUGCAUUGAAUUAUGCAUAUUUUGCAUUGUCUAACCAUUCCAAAUGUUACUGUGGUAAUGAUGAUCCAAGUUCGUCGUCUUCGACAUCAGACUCAUGUGAUGCUAGUUGUUAUGGUUAUUCUCAAGAAAUGUGUGGUGGUAGUGACAGCUUUUCUGUAUACCAACUUGGAGAUGGUGCUGUGUCUGGAAAAGGAUCGUCCAGUUCAUCAUCGUCUUCAUCCUCUGUUAACGUUUUCGCCAAUGGAGGUAGUUCAAGUAGUUCUAGUCCUGCUUCGUCUUCGAGCAGCAGGGCAGUAUCCACAUUGUCACCUACUUCAUCUUCAAGCAGUUCUUCUAAUGCAGUGCUCGGCGCACUCGCAGGUGGAGCAUCGUCUUCAAGUGUUUCCACAGAUUCCUCAUCAUCUGAAGCUCAGUCCUCAUCAACUAAUUCCGAUGAUAAUGUAUCUCCUAGUACUUAUGUAUCUGUUGGCACCUCAGUUAUUUAUUCUACACAAUAUGUUACACAAGGUGGUUCCACAAUCUUCAAGACAAAUACGAUCACGACCGUAGCUGCUUCUGCAACUGCUUCUUCAAGUUUAGGUGACAGUUCCUCGAAGAAUAUGUCUGGUUCUAAGAAAUCCAACACAGGUGCUAUUGUAGGUGGCGUCGUCGGUGGUGUUGGUGGAGCAAUCGCUAUAACAAUCAUCAUUUUGUUUAUUGUUAGACACUUCAAUAAGAAGAAAGAAGAGGAAAGAAUGGAAAAAGAAUAUCAAGAGGCAAUUAAACCGGUGGAGUACAAUGGUAGAUCAAACAGUGUUUUAUCUAAGAAUACAAAUGACCAUAUUGUAAUAGGCACCGGUCAAGGAUUCAAUAAGAGUAAUAGUGAUUACUAUUCCUCUUCCAUAUCAUCACAAAACAAUGAUAAUGACAAUGGCAGUAAUAAUGCUUACUUUAAUGAACAUAACGAUAUAGAUAAUGGCGCCAAUACCAACAAUGCUAUUGAGACACAGUCUGUUGAUCCAUUUGAUGAUUCUAGACGUAUAAGUUUAGGAUCUAUAUUUGAUGAAAAUCCUAAUGGAAAUAGUAAUGGUAAGAUUUUAACUAUUGUCAAUCCUGACGAAGAUGAUUAA